AUGACCAAAGACGGUGAACCAUUCGUCGGGAAAUCGCACGGUGAAGACUUUACGCGAGUGACGUUCAUACCGGAUUUGGAUAAAUUCAAAAUGAGCGAACUGGAGGAUGAUAUAAUAGCGCUGAUGUCGAAGAGAGCAUACGAUGUAGCCGGUGCAACCAAAGGAGUUAAAGUUUACCUUAACGGUAAACUGUUACCGGUGAGAAUUAUUAUGAUCAAGUUUGGAUUAUUUGUGAAUUCACCAAUGUGA
Anisakis simplex (herring worm) is the source of this 249-nucleotide messenger RNA. The record is from the annotation of a GenBank genome assembly. NCBI's taxonomy places the organism in Eukaryota, Metazoa, Nematoda, Chromadorea, Rhabditida, Anisakidae.